AUGGAUUAUACAAAACCAACAAAUGAACAAAAUGAAUUAUUAAACAAUAAUUCUGAAUCUUCAGGUUUAAAUAACAAGAUUGAUGAUGGUGAUUCGAGUAAUGACGAUACUAUUGGUAAUCAAUCUUUAUGGCAGUUGAAAAGUGUUAUAAUACUUUGUGUGGCAAAUACAUUCACAGGUUUCCUUUUCGGUUGGGAUACUGGUACUAUUGGUGGUAUCACAAAUAUGACUGGGUUCAAAAGACAUUUUGCACCUCAACAGAGUGAUGGUAGUUAUCAGUUCUCUACUAUAACUCAAGGUUUAAUUGUCUCUUUAUUCAACGUUGGUUGUGCUGUGGGGAGUACAUUUAUAUCGAAACUUGGUGAUUAUAAAGGUAGAAGAUUUGCUAUUUUCAUAAGUUUGAUUAUUUAUAUCAUUGGAUUAGUCGUUCAAAUGUCAAGUGUUUCAUCUGCUAAAUGGUAUCAGUUAAUGGUUGGUAGAAUCAUCACAGGUUUAGCUGUUGGUGCCACUUCUGUCCUUACUCCAAUGUUUAUUAGUGAAAGUGCACCUUUGAAAAUCAGGGGUGCCAUGGUUUGUGUUUAUCAAUUGAUGAAUACUUUGGGAAUUUUGUUUGGUAAUGUUACUGAUUAUGGUUGUAAAACAUACCAUCCAGAUACAAAUGCUGAAUGGUUAAUUCCAAUUGGGUUAGGUUACGUUUGGGCUGCCUUGGCUUUGUUAGGUUUAUUCUUUAUGCCUGAGACUCCAUUCUUUUUAGCUUUCAAAAAUGAUAGAGAAGGUGCUAUUAAAUCAGUUGCCAAAUUGAAUAAAUUACCACCAGAUUCACCAUUGGUUCAUAAUGAAGUUGAAAAAUUCAUGGCUCGUUCAGAAAAGAUGAAGGAAGAAACUGAAAGUGUUAAAUGGACUGAAUUCAUCACAGGUAGUCCAAUGUUGGGUUUUAGAUUAGCUAUUGGUAUGUUCAUCAUGGCUAUGCAACAAUUAACUGGUGCAAAUUAUUUCUUUUAUUAUGGUACUACAUUGUUCAAGUCUGUUGGUUUAAAAGAUACUUAUAUCACUUCAAUCAUUUUGGCUACUGUCAAUUGUGCACCAACUUUUUUCAGUUCAUACCUUGUUGAAAGAUUUGGUAGAAAACAAUGUUUAAUGGUUGGUAGUGUUUGGAUGUGUAUGUGUAUGUACAUCUAUGCUUCAGUUGGUGGGUUUGGUCUUUAUGGUAGUAAUGGUGAAGCAAAUUAUUCAGCUGGUUGUGCAAUGAUUGUCUUUUCAUGUUUCUUUAUUGUUGGUUUCGCUACAACUUGGGGUCCAGUUGCUUAUGUUUUAGUUAGUGAAUUGUAUCCAAUUAGAGUUCGUGCGACAUCAAUGUCUAUUGCUACUGCUAUGAAUUGGAUUUGGAAUUUCUUAAUUUCAUUAUUUACUCCAUUGAUUACAAAAGCUAUUGAUUUCAAGUUUGGUUAUGUGUUUGCAGGUUGUUUAACUGCUGCUAUCUUUUUGGUCUAUUUGUUUGUCCCUGAGACUAAAGGUUUAACAAGUCAACAGAUUGAUGAGAUUUAUGAAGAUGGUCAUAUCUUCCAUUUGAAGAAACAUAAGAAACCAGAAGAUGAAGAAAAUACUGAAUGA
Molecule: messenger RNA, 1611 nt
Organism: Hansenula anomala
Lineage: Eukaryota; Fungi; Ascomycota; Saccharomycetes; Phaffomycetales; Wickerhamomycetaceae
Product: sugar porter family MFS transporter
Exons: 1
Coding region: 1-1611 (536 amino acids)
Biological process (GO): carbohydrate transport; transmembrane transport
Cellular component (GO): plasma membrane
Molecular function (GO): carbohydrate:proton symporter activity
Source: RefSeq, a predicted model, not a curated record